Messenger RNA from Trypanosoma cruzi, 552 nucleotides. RefSeq lists its product as uncharacterized. The record is from RefSeq and is a predicted model, not a curated record. Gene Ontology annotation, molecular function: RNA binding. The transcript has a single exon. Bases 1 to 552 code for a protein of 183 amino acids. NCBI's taxonomy places the organism in Eukaryota, Euglenozoa, Kinetoplastea, Trypanosomatida, Trypanosomatidae.
AUGUUUCUAGAGGAGCUUCGGGUUCGGAGCAUAAAUAAAAACCCAAAACUACGUAUAUAUAUGGAGUUACUGCGAGUUCGAGGACUGGUGUUUUAUUUUGGUGUGGAAUUUUGUAGAUUGACAAUACUGCGUUGCUUUAGUGAAUAUGGUAUGCUGUAUGACAUUCUUUUGGAUGUUCCCCGUGGUGAAGCUCUCGUGUCAUAUACUGAAUCUGCAUCUGCUCAGGAUGCAUAUUUAAAAAUGAACGGGUUUUUGCUUUUUGGUGAGGCGAUAGAGGUAAGUAUCACUACAGCUCCAGCUUCGGAUAUACCCGGGUGCCGAGUGACGUAUAGACGUUCACAAUCUCUGAUCCUGCGGGGUGCCUCAUCUCUUUGGGUGGAGUUAAAUUUGAAACACGUAAAGGGAGUAAAUCAAAUUGUAUUUGUUGAUCCAAAUACCACAAUUGUUUUCUUUGCAAACCAAAGAAUUUCAACAAUGAUCAAGAAGCUUUUUGAUGGACGCAUUGAUUAUAAAGGGAAUCCCGUUUCUAUCUUAUAUUUGAAACAGGCUUAG